ACAAAAUACAGUAGUCCUAAAGAGCUCCUGUUCCUGAAGCCUGUGUAAGCUAUAGCGCUGCACUUUCGCCAUGCAUCGCUCGGUUGCCAGGCUGCUCGCCUUGCUCCUCGCCGCAGCCGUGUCCUGCGGCUUCUUCGUCGCCGCCCAUGCCCGGCAGCUCCAGCCGGCCCAUGCGGCUGGCGCGAGCUGCUUGCCGCGCGAGAGUGACGCACUGCUCGCCUUCAAGCAAGCCGUCAGCGACAUCUACGACAACCUCGCCUCGUGGCAAAAACGGCACAAAGAUUGUUGCCGGUGGAGGGGCGUCACCUGCAGCAACGAAACCGGCCAUGUGAUCGAGCUUGACAUUGGUCGCACCUAUUUGUUCGGCAAGAUAAGUCCUUCCCUGCUUUCUCUCGAGCAUCUGGAGUACCUAAAUCUCAACUGGACCUACCUACUUGGACCAGACGGUACUUCUUUAUUUCCAGAACUCUUGUGUUCUUUAAGCAACUUGAGGCACCUCGAUCUCUCAUGGACACAAUUCUCUGGUAGAUUGCCUGCUCAGCUUGCAAACCUUUCAAAUUUGGAGUACCUUGAUCUCUCAAACACAAAUUUCUCUGGUAGGCUGCCUGCUCAGCUUGCAAACCUUUCAAACUUUGAGUACCUCGAUCUCUCAUGGACAUCCCUGCACGGGCCUAAUGGUCGCGCUCCAGAGUUCUCGUCUUGUAAAAACUUGAGACAUCUCGAUCUUAGAGGCACACCAUUGUCUGGUAGAGUCUCUCCUCAGUUUUUCAACCUUUCAAAGUUAGAGUAUCUCGACCUCUCCUGCACUAGCAUGUCAGGUAUACUGACGCCUCAGCUUGGAAACCUUUCAAACUUGCGACACCUUGACCUCAGUUCAAUACAAGAUAUACACACAUCAGAUAUCUCAUGGUUAACUCAUCUCCAUUUCCUGGAAUUUCUUGAUAUGAGUGACAUAAAUCUCAGCGGCGCGGAUGUGUUUCUCGUGGCCAACACAAUCCCAUCUCUGAAGGCCCUUAUUCUUGUCAGUUGCUCACUUCCAAAUGCCAGCCAGUUGCUUACGCACGUAAACCUCACAAAACUAGAGCAGCUUGAUCUCUCCAGUAACUAUUUGGGCCACCGAAUUGAAACAUGUUGGUUCUGGAACCUAACAAGCAUCAAGGAACUAACACUCGAUUCAACCUAUCUUUAUGGUCCAUUCCCUGAUGUGCUAGGAGGUAUGAUUUCUCUCCAGCAGCUGGAAUUUACCAACAACGGUAAUUCAGCCACAAUGACGGUGGACUUGAAAAAUCUUUGUGAUUUAGAGUACCUAGAGCUCGAUCGGAGUCUUGCGUCUGGGAACCUGACAGAUUUUGUGAUGAAACUGCCACAAUGUUCGUCCAGCAAAUUGCAGUACUUGAGCUCAAAUCACAACAAUAUGGCAGGAAUGCUGCCAAAUAUGGUGGGGCACUUCCUGGAGUACCUUUACCUUUAUAAUAACAGCAUUACUGGAGCUAUACCAACUGGGUUAGUGAAUUGUACUAGUUUGCAAUCAGUUUCUCUCGGUUUGAACCAACUAAGUGGACAGAUACCAACAUUGCCGAGAAGCCUCACUGAGGUGGACUUAUCCAUGAACAGCUUGUCGGGACCUUUGCCAUCAGAUUUUGGAGCUCCAGACCUUACAGUACUAAGUCUAUCCUCCAAUUACAUCGCUGGUCACGUUCCUAGACCUAUUUGUAAGUUGCAAAACCUAGUUUUCUUGGAUUUGUCCCGGAAUAUGUUUGUGGAAGAAUUUCCUAGGUGUUCUUCAAUGCCAAACUUGGCAUUCCUAUACUUAAGUAAUAAUAACUUCUCCGGAAAUUUCCCGCCAUUGCUCCAAAAAUGCUCAGAAUUGACUUUCCUAGAUCUUGCAAUGAACAAGUUCGAUGGAGCACUACCAGUAUGGAUCGGAGACCUAGUGAACUUACGGUUUCUGCAGCUAAACAAUAACAUGUUCUAUGGGGAUAUUCCAGCUAACAUCACAAGUCUUGUACUACUUCAACAAUUCAGUUUAGCGAGCAACAAUAUAUCAGGAUCAAUUCCAUCAUCCUUGUCAAAAUUAAUAGGUAUGACCCUGAAACAUCUGCCAAGACUUGAAUCACGGUGGACUGAAAACAGAUUUCAGCGGCUGCCCGUGGAUAUUUUGUCUGUGGUGAUGAAGCAGCAAGAGCUUAAGUUUAGCGGUAAUGCAGUUAUUGACAUGGUCAGCAUUGAUUUGUCGCUCAACCACUUGACCGGUGAAAUUCCAGAUGAGAUAACUUCUCUGAAAGGACUGUUGAGUUUGAAUUUAUCAUGGAAUCACCUGGGCCAGAAAAUUCCUGUGAAGAUUGGGGAUAUGAAAUCACUGGAAUCACUCGACUUGUCAAGGAACAAUAUCUCCGGUGAAAUCCCAACGAGCCUAUCAGAUUUGACAUAUCUAAGCUCCUUGGACUUGUCAUACAACAAUCUUGCAGGAAGAAUUCCAACAGGCCGUCAACUCGACACUCUGUAUGCAGAAGAUCCGUCCAUGUACGAUGGCAACAAUCGCCUUUGCGGGCCUACUCUUCAAAGGAAUUGCUCAGGCAGCAGUCCACCAGAGCAUGGGAAUCAACAGAUAAGUGAAAAUUCUUAUGACCAAUUGAUGUUCUUCUACAUUGGGCUAACGUCUGGCUUUGUGGUUGGACUAUGGCUUGUGUUCUGUGCUUUCUUGUUCAAAAGGGCGUGGAGAUAUGCCUACUUUUGCCUCUUCGACGAGCUAUGUGACAGGGUGUACGUGAUUGUUGUUGUUACUUGGGGCCGGAUAAACACCAAGGCGGCUGCAGGUUGAGUGAUGUGCUAAAUCGAUUAAUGCCGGUGGCACUCUAUUGUGCUCCAUGAAUAAAUAAAGAUGAAGAAGUAUCUAUUAGCAGCUUGUACAAGGUGAUAUGAACCUUUUCUGAUGCAUGUAACUGUUAUUGGUUUGUACUCGUUGGUCCUGAUGAACCCGGCACGUGAUUUUAGCUUCCAGCUCUGUUUUGUUUCAUGUCGAUGGUUGAUGUUUUGUAAUACUGAACUGCACUAGCAGAGUAGCCUGUACAAUUUUGUGCAGCUUGAUAUAUUGUAUUUG
Messenger RNA from Aegilops tauschii subsp. strangulata, 3100 nucleotides. RefSeq lists its product as uncharacterized. The record is from RefSeq and is a predicted model, not a curated record. Lineage: Eukaryota; Viridiplantae; Streptophyta; Magnoliopsida; Poales; Poaceae. Gene Ontology annotation, molecular function: protein binding.